Messenger RNA from Macrobrachium nipponense, 609 nucleotides. RefSeq names its product neuropeptide-like protein 31. The coding region runs from base 120 to 548 and encodes 142 amino acids. The transcript is spliced from 2 exons. Lineage: Eukaryota; Metazoa; Arthropoda; Malacostraca; Decapoda; Palaemonidae. The record is from RefSeq and is a predicted model, not a curated record.
GACGCAAUUCUUUAUUCAGGAUCUUGAUGGCCGUCUGAAGGACACUUGGCUUCCCUCAGUCAGUAUAUAAAGGGAACCCUGAGUCCGUCUCAGCACAGUCAGCUCUCAAGCACUGCACGAUGAUGUCCAAGACGAUCAUUGCCACCUUAGCCGUGGUCCUUUUCGGGAUCGUAGCAGCUGAUCCUGUUGCUGAACCCGAAGCCAAAGCUGAGCCUGGAUUCCGCAGAGGAUUUGGAGGAUUUGGAGGAUUUGGUGGAUUUGGUGGAUUUGGUGGCCAUGGAAUCGGAUAUGGAUACCGUGGAAAGAGGAGCCCAGUAGCUGAACCCGAACCAGAAGCUGAUCCUGGAUUCCGUGGGGGAUUCCAUGGAGGUUUUGGAGGAAUUGGUGGAUUUGGUGGCCGUGGAUUCGGAUAUGGAUACCGUGGAAAGAGGAGCCCAGUAGCUGAACCCGAACCCGAAGCUGAGCCUGGAUUCCGUGGAGGUUUCGGAGGUUUCGGAGGAUUCGGAAGAGGAUUCGGUCACUUCGGUGGAGGCAGAUAUUAUGGUUAGGACAACAAUGUGGAAUUCAUCCUAAUUUUCGUAUGAACCUAAAUAAAGAAGCAUUUUGGAA